AUGCAUCUCGAAAUGGAUAUAUGCCUAGAUGUCAACGACGAUAUUGAGCAGCUUUCACGACUUAAUCAGCUGGGACACUUCAAUGAAGCCAUCUGUUUGUUUCAUGAGCGACUAGCCUCCCACGUGGACUUCUUCCCCGUCACAGCGGAAUAUGCCGAUCUGAGCUUAGAGCAAGGCAACUUUGGAGUUGCACAUGCAUUCAUCAGCGCGCGCCUGGAUGGCAUGGCCUCGAUAUUCUCCACCGUUGAGUUACGACUGUUGAGGCUUCUCAAGGCUUUUGCAGAAAUUUACACCAAGGGUGCUUUGAUACCGGCCUUACAAAUGACAAAACAAACACUUCACGAUCUGGAAACCGAGGCCAGCGAGGAUCCAUCCUUUUUCAAAUCGUCAAUAGGGCAGCAUAUCCAAUUAGUCAUCUUGCCACUGAUGGGAGAUUGUGAGGGUCGUUAUAUCCCUGACGGGGUAUUUGAGGGUUUUUUCCAUCUACCCAACGUGGGCGACGCCAAAAGCUAUUUCUCGGGAGAUGGGAUACCUUUCCAGUCUGAGGAUCAGCAGGUUGUGACAGAACUUGGAAACGCCACCCUGCUUGCAGGGUUUUUGAAUUCUUACAACGCCGAUGAAUCUGUGAGGGCAACUCAGCGCCAUUUCUUCGAGAAGGCCCGUUCGAUUGCUGUGUCAAUUGCCUCAGAAUAUCCGCAUGUGCUCAAAAGUAGACCAUACCUCAACUGGCUAUAUCUGGCAGAGACUGAAGUAAGCGGAAUGUAUGAGAAGCUGAGCACCUCCAACAGCCUAUUAUUUUUUCCACCCGUUUGGUGCCGGGAUUCCAUGGGUGGCGUUCAAUCGCUCCUAUCCACUGGCGUGAGGCUCGCGGGUUUUGCUGACGGAUCAGUACCAGCCGGUGCUACCACUUUCUUGCAAGAGACCAAUAUAAGGAUUAUCAUGGCAGCCGCCGAAGAGCAAGGGGACUACAAAUUGCAGAUAUUCCUCCUCCAGGCACUUUUGAACAACUGCGCAGUCAUUGAUUGGAGGACUAACAUCAUAAAAGCCAUGUCAAAGCUGCGUCAAGGCGUCAUGAAGGAUGCUGGAGGCUAUCUGCAAUGUUUAAUCGCCGAGUGGCGGUUCUUCAUAGAUUCAAAUCCAGACGCCACCAGUGAAACGAUCAUGAAUCUCUACUCCCGAAUCGCUGAGUUCAAUGACGCAUAUCCUUCUCACUUUGACUUCAAGCCUGAGGAAAGGCAGCGUUUGAAGCUGAUCUUGUUCGACGUCCCCAUCUUCGUUUGGAUGAAACACCUUGCUAUGGAGCGACUCCUGCGGGGUAUGAAUCGCAAUACAGAGGCCGACAUCUCGAGGGUUAGGAAUCCUCUGAUUGAACGACAUUUGCCCUUCCAUGUAACCUCUCGCCUUGGUAUGACAUUGUUCCGCUGUGCAGGUUGUGUCGACUGCGGUGGUGACACGUAUCCGUAUCCGUAUCAUCCGCAUAAUCUCCCUGUGUAUGGAAGCGGUCCAUAUACGCAGUAUCCUCCCGAUGGCUUUUAUUCAUCUCGCUCUGGGAAUGCACUCUAUUUGUAUCAGCCGGCGACUCGCGGGCGAGUUGCUCGUGGACGCCGCCCUUGUCGAUCUCUUUCCCCUCAGCCUGCUUCUUCUCCGCGUGAUCUCCCCCAGCGUGUCUCUCGUCCUUCCCCACCAACAGGUCUGCCCAGUCAGCCUGCUAUUGAGCAUGAGACAUAUCGAUAUCACACGGUGGGAGAUGAGACAGCGUCUGAAAUAGAGGAAAUAAUUCGACACUCACGGGAUUCUGGAGGCCGGCCACAGAAGGAAAAACCCUCCCGCAACUCCCGGAAGGGUUCCAAGCGGGAAAAGAAAGGAAGUGCCUCGAAGAUUGGGAAGGGGCAGGACGGAAAGAAGAGCGACGCCAGCGAUCUAGAAGACGACGAUUCCAGCAGUGUGGAAUAUGAUAGUUAG
Penicillium subrubescens is the source of this 1962-nucleotide messenger RNA. RefSeq lists its product as uncharacterized. The record is from RefSeq and is a predicted model, not a curated record. Lineage: Eukaryota; Fungi; Ascomycota; Eurotiomycetes; Eurotiales; Aspergillaceae. The transcript has 3 exons. The coding region runs from base 1 to 1962 and encodes 653 amino acids.